GAAAUUCACAAUGGCGGAAACGUCGGAGUUGAAGCAUAUGGUUAUGAGUUUUCGAGUGUCUGAAUUGCAAGUUUUGUUGGGUUUUGCGGGAAAGAACAAGAGUGGACGUAAACAUGAACUCCAGGCACGAGCUCUUCAGCUUUUAAAAAAUGGCUGUGACACGCCAGUGCAAAUAAAAAUUAAAAACUUGUACAGAAGGCGGUAUCCACAUAAGUUUCAUGUGAUAAGUCCACCUCAUGCGACAAUGUCAUCAUCAACAACAACAACGUCGUCGUCAUCAUCAAAUACACAGUAUUCCACAAAUUUUAGAUUACAACCAACACAUUCACAAGGACUAUUGAACUUAAAUAACACUGCAUCGUCAGGAUCACAAUCAAGUUCACUGCCAGUGCAUCCUGAUGUCCGGUUAAAACAUUUACCAUUUUAUGAUGUAUUGGAUGAUUUGAUCAAACCAACAAGUUUAG
Saccoglossus kowalevskii is the source of this 464-nucleotide messenger RNA. Its product is annotated as PIAS-like protein. Lineage: Eukaryota; Metazoa; Hemichordata; Enteropneusta; Harrimaniidae. Gene Ontology annotation, molecular function: SUMO ligase activity; zinc ion binding; transcription coregulator activity. Gene Ontology annotation, biological process: protein sumoylation; regulation of transcription by RNA polymerase II. Gene Ontology annotation, cellular component: chromatin. The record is from RefSeq and is marked provisional.